UCUCGAUGGCUGGAGGCGAGGCUGCUUGUAUACACACAGAGUAUUGUGUAGUACAUGUACAUGUACUCAAGCCUUGUAUUGUCCUCCAUUUAGCAAUGUUUAUGCUUGAAAAUGCUUUAUUUAUACCACGGGUACAUCAAACCGGAAUGUUUUUGACCCAUGAUAGGCCGUCAACAACAGAAUUCCUUGCUUCCUGUAAAGCUGUGAUAUGGUGACGGAAUGAGAAUGGAACUUGGAUUGCCAUAACAUAAAGAAGAAGUCCAAAUAUUGAUACUAUGGAUACCAGGAUGGUAUCCGUACUUGUGUAGUUUUAUGUUCACAAAUACUCUGUGUGUGUACCUCUGAGUUUAUUAGUGGUAGUGACAGGGCUACAGCCACCUCGCCGGCCAUCUAGGUAUCAACUUGUUCCCACCCUAUCAACAUGGAUGAAACAUUCCUGGCUACGCCACCGAUCGGAGGUGUGGCAGCAGCAUUCCGGUUGGCAUUGAGCCCUCCGACCAGUUCAGAUGAGUCAUGUUCCGUGCAGGCUUGUCGUCUUCAUCAGAGUAGCAAAGCCGGACCAAACUAACGAGUUUAUCAAGUCGGAGUCUGGUCGUUGCUUCAUUGGUUGCCAGGACAUAUUAUGUUGUUGCGUUGGAGUGGAGUGUAAAGGCGGAGUCUCUCCAGGGUGGACUUUGGACGAGACCUCAGGGUUAAUAACUGGCUAAACAAAUCCAGGACUUGUUGAUUUUCGUGCGACAGAUCCACCCCGGCACAUGAAUGAAUCUUCUUUCUGGAUGACUUCAACUCAGCUGAAACAAAAGUGAGCGAGUGCUGAUGGUUUUGAGCUUACGUCAACGUUGAGUUACUUCAUCCAAGCUCUAGCCAUCUAGUCAUGCUGGGAAACAAUACAGCGCUUCUUCAAGGAGACCCAAACACCACAUGACAGAUGUUUAGGAAAAGCUUCACUCUUGGGAACUAUGUUUCUUUUACCAAGCUCCUUUUGGCUUCUUCUGCUGGCUUUUCAGAAGUCAGCUUGCACUUUGGAUGGAUAUGCUUCCGCACAAGUCACCUGCUCCCAGGGUUUGUCCAAGUGUUUGGUGAUGGAUGAGACGCCGCUACACAUCCCGGAGAGCCACGAUGACGUGGAUGUGCUGAAGCUCACGGCUAAAGUGGACGUGUGCUGCCGGGAUGGUGCACGGUGCACGUUAUGCCUGCUCAUAGACGUUCACCUCCGUGUCGGUGAGGGAGAAGACAUGGAUGAAGAUCUCAACCACCAGGAGGCCAAGCCUUCAUCAGAGUCUGUUGUCUUGUGUUACAAAACGCCAGCCACCUUCCCGGCGUGCAAGCGGGUGGACUUCACAGUCGAACAUGUGGCUCCUUUACAGAAUGAGGCAAAGGUGACCUUGGUGAUCUGGAAACCGGCUGGGGUUUUCUUCAGCAGCCUCGUGCACGUCUACUCCUCAGAAUCAACGCCUCCCAUCAAAGUGGUGGUGGAGGCUCCUUCUCUAACGGAAGUCUGCUCCCAAAACCUGCAGCAACACGUUGAAGAGUGUCACGUUCCCGCCGUCAGCAGCGUCAUGAACCCCGAAAUGAAUGAGGUGGAGCUGAAGUUGGUCGGAGGGAACGGGGUGACGCCCCCUUUCAUGUGCAUCCAGUAUGAGAGUGAUGGAAGAUGUCAGAUUUGGAAGAGGAAAACCAUCCCGUUGCACUAUGUCGCCCCCUGCUUGUGUCUCCAGGUUUGGCAUGAGGACCACGAGUGGAGGCCAAGGCGCUUUCAAAGCUGCCCCUUCAAAAACCAGCGGUUCCUGCUGACUAACAUGUGGCGCAACCUGUCAGCCUCUGUGGCCCCGGCCCACAUGAAGGAGCAGGGCCAAAUGCUGCUGUGGAACGUUUCUUCCCCCUGCAGGCUGCAGGGGGAAGUGUGGCCGUGUCGCCGGACGUGGAGGCACGGGUGCACGGAGAUUGAAGGCUUUCGGCAGCUGCUGGACAACACAACAUGGAGGCAAAGCCCCCAAGGACACUGGGUGAAAACGGGGGUGUUUACAGACGUGGACCUGCAGCUAUCGCCAUGCAUGAUGAUGACAGUGGGGAGUGAAGGUCUUCGCCUGGGCCCCUUUUGCUACGGCGGCUCCGCUAGGUGGCGCUGGAGUUUGCUGGUCGUGGCUGCGUUGCUGCUGGCUUCCGUGGCGGUGCUGAUGGUUUGUCUGCUGCGUGGCUUUGUCAAGGAAUGGGCGAGCACAUCUCUCCAUGGAGGUUUUGCAGUCUUGCCCUCAAAUUUUCAAGUUGAAGUAAGCCCUCACGUAGUCCUCCUGAGUCCUCCAGAUGUUCCCGAGAGUGUUUCCGAGGCCGUGUGCGGUCUGGGUACUGUGCUCAUGGAGCAGAAGUUUAGCGUGUGCGUGGACCAGUGGAGCAGGAAGGAGCAGUGCAGCCUGGGACCCGUGCCGUGGCUUCACUCCCAGCUGCUACGCUGCAAGAACCCGGGUGGCCAAGUGGUGCUCAUUUUGACUCCGAGAGCCGUGGAACUCGCACACGAGUGGAGUCGGCAGCGUCAUGAGACUCCGACUGCGAAGUCAGAAGACGGGGAUGCGCCUCGGAUGCAGUCCCCGUACUCGGACGUGUUCACCGCUUCGCUGUGCCUCAUCCGGGGACACAAACAGCAGGGGCGGGUCAGGCAGCGUUUUCUCCUGGUCACCUUUGACCCCACCGUGGCGCAACUCCGUGAUAGCUUCCCAGAUGUCUUUCAGGGGCUUGAUCUGCUCCAGCUUCCCUCCCAGAUGAAACCUCUUCUGUGUCAGCUUGCUGGGGGAGGGAGAAGAUGGAAGGAAAGGCUAAGGAUUAAGAAAUAUUCUGGAAUUACAUCAUGCAAAGAAACAUGAUGAAAAUGAUCAUCCAGAAUGGGACUGAAAUGUACAGUAAUAGUGUAUAGAUGUAUAGUGUAUAGAUUGGAUGCAUUGCUGUCUCAGUACUACAAAGUAAUUGGGAAACAUUGAUAAAUUAUUGUAUUGUAAUACAAAGUAUUGUACUUUGUAUCAUUGUAUUGAUGGAAAUGCCUUUUUUAAAUGGUAAAUAGGGGGGGUUAGCACUAAAAGACACAAGGAGAAAAACUGCAAUAUUGAUAUUAACACUGUAAAUAUAUCAAACUGUAGUAGUAGUAUUGGUAUUAAGACAAUAAAUACACUUAAUGAA
Messenger RNA from Doryrhamphus excisus (bluestripe pipefish), 3168 nucleotides. It is a transcript of the gene il17rc, whose product is annotated as interleukin 17 receptor C. Gene Ontology annotation, molecular function: interleukin-17 receptor activity. NCBI's taxonomy places the organism in Eukaryota, Metazoa, Chordata, Actinopteri, Syngnathiformes, Syngnathidae. The record is from RefSeq and is a predicted model, not a curated record.